GAUGAGAAAAAUGGGGAGGCAGCAAAAGACACAUUGGACGAUCUAUUUCCUAACGACGACGACCAGGUUCAAGGUAAGCUACGGAAGAGCGGCGAGUCGGCGGCCCAGCAGGGGGGCUACGAGAUCCCGGCCCGUCUACGGACGUUGCACAAUCUGGUGAUCCAGUACGCUUCGCAGGGGCGCUACGAGGUGGCCGUCCCGCUCUGCAAGCAGGCUCUGGAGGACCUGGAGAAAACGUCGGGUCACGAUCACCCCGAUGUGGCGACAAUGCUGAAUAUCCUGGCGCUGGUCUACAGAGACCAAAAUAAAUAUAAGGAAGCUGCCCACCUUCUUAACGAUGCUUUGGCUAUCCGGGAAAAGACCCUGGGAAAAGACCACCCAGCU
This is a messenger RNA of Protobothrops mucrosquamatus (brown spotted pit viper), 384 nucleotides long. Its product is annotated as kinesin light chain 2-like. Gene Ontology annotation, cellular component: membrane-bounded organelle; cytoplasm; kinesin complex. The annotation marks the transcript as partial. The transcript is spliced from 3 exons. Gene Ontology annotation, biological process: microtubule-based movement. The record is from RefSeq and is a predicted model, not a curated record. Gene Ontology annotation, molecular function: kinesin binding. Lineage: Eukaryota; Metazoa; Chordata; Lepidosauria; Squamata; Viperidae.